AAUGGGAUUUUUCGCUUACUGCUGGCGUUAAACAUAGCUAACUGAAAUAAAUUUCCGGAUUUUCCGGGCGCCAUUUUUCUUUCACGAAAGACGUUACAUUAUUGCGCUGUUUGAAAAACAGGAUUGCCAAUAGACGUUAUCAAGUCAUGUUUCGACAUGGAGUGUGCAGUUUGAUUGUACUGUUGGCAAUUCCUACUUCAGAAUGUGCGACGCCUAGCAAGAACACGCGGUCAGAUGAUGCUACAAUGCAACUUUUUCUCACCAACUUAUUUGGUGAAAUGUGGGGAUACUACUUGAGCGGGAUUUUCACAGCACCGGGCCCCGUUGUUCUACACGCUAAAGAACCGUGUAAAUUCGGGCCGCGGCUGCCUGUCCAAUGUCCUGCACGUCACGUGGAAACAAGACAAACACACGAGACGACCAAAUCUUCAGAAGAAAUCAGUUUUACGAAACUAAUUUCAAUGAUAUUAUGCUUCGGAAUGUUUGGACUGAUGGUGUCACUUCCCGAACUGGUAGGAAUUCACAAAAAGGAACUUUGUGAUUCUGACACAGACAUUCCAGAAAUAUGUAAACAUGUGGAAAACUCUCCCAAAAAACGUUCAAACGAUACACUUCUAUCUGCUUUAAUUUGCCCAAAUGGUGUACCCUCAAAUUGCCCAAAUAGUGUACCUGUAUGCUCUUCGGAAAAUCAGCUUGGUAUUCCAGAGUUGGAAUAUAUAAAGUCAGACUCAGUUUUAUGCAAUGGAAACACUGCGAUCUAUGAAAUCCUACUUCAGAAUGACUCCGGCCAAACACUAGUUAAUCACAGCGGCUCCAGCGACGUACCUCAGAAAACGACCCCCAAAAAGCCCAACAACAGAACUUUCUACGUAAUUGAAUGGACCGCCAACACAAAAGAUAGACCAAGGAAAAAAUGUGUGUUUAAAGUUGAUGUAUCUAAUAAGUUUUUACGUCUUGGCAAAAGACAGCUGAGAAAUCAUCGAAGCGAACUGUUUUGUAUCGUGCAACCAAAGUUAAUUCGAAUGGAAUAACACGUGACAACCCCUUCAUCGGAGGUUGAUGUAUACGAUUAAUUAAAGUAAAAUAUAUACUUAUAUUUGUGUCACGCUUUUUACGUGCAUCAGAAUCGGAAUGUAUUGAAUGUAUUUAGAUUGCUUACUAUAACUAUACGUUAUAACAAACAUUGCGGCAAUGUAUCACUAGUUUAGUAGAUCAGAAAAAGACAAUACAUUUUAUCAUAAUAGCUGAAUUUAUUAAUUGUUUAUUCUAUCACUGGAACCAGACCAUGAGAAUGUUAUUUUUUUCUGAUUCAUAACGAUGUGUUUACUUUAUGAAUAUACUAUAGAAUAAAAGACUGUUCCAAAACAUGUUUUGUUUUAGCGUAUUAUAGUUUUAGUUAAGUAAUCUUAGAUAACGGCCAUCUUGAAUUUUAGCAUGAUCGUGAUGUUUAAAUAUAUGUAGUCAUCGUCCGACAUAUUUAUUAUGUGGGACAAAACAUCAACAAAGUAGACACUUUAACUGUUUUAAAAUGUAUGGCAGUUUUCAUAUUUCACUCUAUACAGUGGCAGCUAUCUUGAAUUUAGUUCACUUGGCCCUGAUUUACGAAGUGAUGUUAGCGCUAAGAUCACCGUAAGUACAUACUGAAGUUAUGCAUUUAAGGUGAUCUUAGCGCAAAGAUCGCUUCAUAAAACGGUGCCCUAGACUUUUACGAACAUUUUCGCCAGGUACAGAAUAUAUAGAAGCUAUUUAUUUUGUAACAAAAUUAAUUUGAAGUCAAUAAGAUAAAAGUAGUUAUUCCUUAGGGAGACGUGGUAAACAUUUUAUGCAUCCAGGAAGAAUAGCUAAGGAAUCUGCCUUCCCCCCAUUUCAGAUUAUAUCAGGUUUUCCGCAAACAAACACAAUCCCAAUAACCCUACUGGAUAUGGAAUUGUAUAUUUGUAUUGAAAAAAAUAUGGCGACUGUAACUUUGAUAUUUCACACCCAUUACUAUGUGGAUAUUUUCCACCUUUGGUGAAACAUUCAGGCUCAUAGGUCAAAUAUAUGGUUAAAACAACAAAAGAUUAAAAAUUGUAAGUAAAAACAAUGCAACGCUCAUUGCACUUAUUGUUCUCCUGUCUGAGAGAGAGAGCUGACUGAGAGCGCAAAGCAAAGUUUCAAGAUGGCUGGGGUGAGGGUGGGGGUGUGGGUAUGCUGAAAUGCAAUUUCCUGCAAUCUACAUGCAAAAUUCAUUUCUGUCUUAAUUUAAGAUUUACUACCAAUAAUAUUUUUGAUUCAGAAUUAUUGGGGGGGGGGGGGAGAGGAAAUAGAGCCCCCUCUAGCCCCCCUGUUCCGCCGUGCCUGAAUACACUAAAAUAAUAUAAUAUAGAAUGUUUAAAGUAACAGAAGCCGUAACAUAUUCAUAGCCAUUACGAAUCUUCCAUGAUUAGCAUAUUCAAUACCAAAUCUCUGCACAAGACUAAUUCUAAAAUAUAUUAUAACAGCCGUUAGGCUAGGCAGCCAUGACAGGAAGAAACCCGUCAACACCUACGUAUUUAACCGGAACAUAAUUGAAAUGGGGUGCUGUCAGGUUUCAUCUUGUAGUGUGUGUAUUAGUGGUUACUAUGCGAAAUGUUGUUAUCUGCGAACUGGUAAACGAUCAAUGUAAAACGUAUGAUUAUUGUCGUAAUAGACUGGGAAUCGUAGCCAUCAUUCCAUGUUUUCGCUAUAUAGUUAGCUCUGGCUGAGAGAGCGAUCUGAUCAUCAUAACCGUCUAACUCUAGAACGGCAGAGUACUCAGGUCUACUUGACCACGAUGUAUGGUUCCACUUCGUAUGUUGGAGAUGUAGGCCUACAGACGUCAAAAACCUAACUUAAAUACAACUGCCAUAAACAAUGAGAUGCCUAAAUGCAAAUACGGAGUUAGAACAAUAUUUUAAGUAACCAAUUUUAAGUGUUUUAUAGAAAUAUUUCUCUAAUUAUUUUGAAGCGAAUUUUAAAGGAACGUCGGUAGUUAUGUUACUCUUGAGUACAAAUAGCUUAUUAUCGUUUAGUUUGGUCUAUAUUUAAUAAACAGGAAAUUAAGUUAUUCACUUCCGGGUAUGUUAAACUGCGCACCAAGGUGAAAUAGUUUGACAUGAGAAAAUACGGCAGACAACGUGUGCCAGUGAAAAAUCUCAUAGUAGCUGUUGUCGUUGGUCUUGCGUGUGGUGCGUAUGUGUGGAAGCCAAUCUUUGAAAACCUGCAAAAGAAGGCAGCAGAGAGCGAAACGUCUUCAAACCCAGGCCUUGCAGUAGCGGACAAGUGACAUCGUGUAAUACGGCUGCAAAAAGUCUACACAUAAAAUGAUACCUGUGUAAUACACCAGAUUGAAAAAGUCUGCAAAGACUCUACUUCCAGUAUCUGAAACAUUGUCAAUCUUGGAGAAAGUAUAAGAAAGAUCCUGAAAGAUUUAUCAAACGAAUAUUUUCGUCUUUUUGAUACUGUUUCAUAUUUAAACUUAUUUAGGUAUAAAGUAAAACAAUUGCAAUACAGCAUUUUAUUAUGUCAAGUAAUGCCACUAAAUCGGCAUUAUGGCGAAGAGGUGCGGCAACCGUUUUGGGCGCAUUGACUGCCUUCGGAUGUUAUUUCAUCAUUUAUAGACCAUACAAAUAUCGCAGAGACAUGCAAGCCUUUGAGGCUGAAGCCAGAUAUUUGUUCAACAAACAACAGCAAGACCAAGGAAAUAUUGAUCGCUCUAAAGUGAUGGAUGGUGGUGGUGUGUCUUGACAAACAAUAUACAUUUUAUAUUUACUUUGUCACUUAGUUUAGGUAGCCUACCUGUGUCUGUGGUGUUCAUUUCAGUUGACAAGUUUUGUUUACCAUGGAAUGUAUUUUCUUAUAUCAAUGGUAUUAAAUGUAGUGUUCAUUUGUCA
Messenger RNA from Gigantopelta aegis, 3890 nucleotides. RefSeq lists its product as uncharacterized. The transcript is spliced from 6 exons. Bases 147 to 1031 code for a protein of 294 amino acids. The record is from RefSeq and is a predicted model, not a curated record. NCBI's taxonomy places the organism in Eukaryota, Metazoa, Mollusca, Gastropoda, Neomphalida, Peltospiridae.